Oenanthe melanoleuca is the source of this 5774-nucleotide messenger RNA. Its product is annotated as adhesion G protein-coupled receptor A2-like. Gene Ontology annotation, cellular component: Wnt signalosome; plasma membrane. Gene Ontology annotation, biological process: cell surface receptor signaling pathway; sprouting angiogenesis; positive regulation of canonical Wnt signaling pathway. The record is from RefSeq and is a predicted model, not a curated record. Gene Ontology annotation, molecular function: G protein-coupled receptor activity; protein binding. The transcript is spliced from 18 exons. Lineage: Eukaryota; Metazoa; Chordata; Aves; Passeriformes; Muscicapidae. Bases 16 to 3822 code for a protein of 1268 amino acids.
UCCCCGGGGUUCUCCAUGGCCCCCAGCACAGUGGCACAGCCAUUGGGGGGUUCUGCCUGUCCUCAGUCCCCACCAGCUCCUGGGUCACCAGGGCAGGGCUGGGGGGCUGCGGCAGGCGAGGUAACGGGGCUGCCCCUCUCCCUCUGCUCUUCCCACAGGCUGCUGAGCAACAACAAGAUCACGGUGCUGGAGAACGGCUCUUUCUUCGGGCUGCGGGCUCUGGAGAAGCUGGACCUGAAGAACAACCUGAUCAGCACGGUCCAGCCGGGCGCCUUCCUCGGCCUCCCCGACCUGAAGCGGCUGGACCUCUCCAACAACCGCAUCGGCUGCCUGAGUGCCAGCGUCUUCCAGGGGCUCCCCAACCUCCUCCGACUGAACAUGUCCGGAAACAUCUUCUCCAGCCUCCCGCCCGGUGUUUUUGAUGAGCUCCCCUCCCUGAAAGUCGUGGACUUUGCCACCGAGUACCUGACGUGCGACUGCAACCUGCGCUGGGUGCUGCGCUGGGCCCGCGAGCGGCCGGCGCAGAUCGCGGAGCGGACGGCGUGCGCGUUCCCGCGGCAGCUGCGCGGGAUCGCCCUGCGAGCGGCGCGGGACGGGCAGCUGCGCUGCGCGGGAGCCCCGGAGCUGCACACACACCACCUCAUCCCGUCGCUGCGCCAGGUGGUUUUCCAGGGCGACCGGCUGCCCUUCCAGUGCACGGCCACCUACCUGGACAACAGCACCCAGAUCCGGUGGUUCCACAACCGCGAACCCGUGCAGGAGGAUGAGCAGACGGGCGUCAUCGUGGAGGAGAGUCUGAUCCAUGACUGCACCUUCAUCACCAGCGAGCUCAUCCUCUCCAACAUCCACGUCUCCGCCAACGGCGAGUGGGAAUGCGCCGUCUCCACCUCCCAGGGCAACGUCAGCAAGAAGGUGGAGAUCGUGGUGCUGGAGACCUCUGCAUCCUACUGCCCAGCCGAGCGGGUCACCAACAACCGCGGGGACUUCAGGUGGCCCCGCACCCUGGCAGGGAUCACGGCCUUCCAGCCCUGCCUGCAGCACCCGUUCGCAGCGGUGCCGGCGGGCGCGGGCGCGGGCGCGGCGGGGGAGAAGCAGGCGUGGCGGCGCUGCGACCGCGCCGGGCGCUGGGAGGACGGCGACUACUCUCACUGCCUCUACACCAACGACAUCACCCGCGUGCUCUACACCUUCGUGCUGAUGCCCAUCAACGCCUCCAACGCCCUGACCCUGGCUCACCAGCUCCGCGUCUACACGGCCGAGGCAGCCAACUUCUCGGACAUGGUUGAUGUUCUCUAUGUGGCCCAGAUGAUAGAGAAGUUUAUUGGCUACGUGGACCAGAUCAAGCAGCUGACAGAUGUGAUCGUGGAGAUGGCCAGCAACAUCAUGCUGGUGGACGACCACAUCCUGUGGAUGUCCCAGAAGGAGGAGAAGGCCUGCACCAGCAUCGUGCGCUCCCUGGAGAGGAUCGCAGCCCACACGCUGGGCAGCAACUCCCAGCACAUGGCAGUGAACUCUCGUAACAUCGCCUUCGAGGCGUACGUGGUGAAGCCCGAGAGCUACGUGGGGCUGAGCUGUGUGGCGUUCCAGCGCUGGGAUGGGACCCCCCCGGGCCGUGCCCCCCCGGCCGAGCGGGGGGCUGAGCCCACGCCCGACCAGCAGCUGCGGCUGCGCUGCACCACGGGGCGGCCCAACAUCUCCCUGAGCAGCUUCCACAUCAAGAACAGCAUCGCCCUGGCCUCCAUCCAGCUGCCCCCCAGCCUGUUCGGCAGCCCCAGCCCCGCCCCAGUCACGCCCGGGGCUGACUGCAAGCUCCAGCUGCUGGUGUUCCGCAACGGGAAACUCUUCUGCAGCACCGGGAACUCCUCCCGCCUGGCCGACGAUGGCAAGCGCCGCAGCGUGGCCACCCCGGUCAUCUACGCCGGGACCUAUGGCUGUGGAGUGGGGAACCUGUCAGAGCCGGUGGCCGUGUCCCUGCGACACCCCGGGGAGGGCACGGACCCCGUGGCUGCCUACUGGAACUUCGAGGUGCUGGGGGGCAUGGGGGGCUGGAGCGCCGAGGGGUGCCAGCUGGCUGCCCGUGAGCCCAAUGUCACCUCCCUGCACUGCCGGCACCUCAGCAACGUGGCCGUGCUCAUGGAGCUCAGCGGGUUCCCCAGCGAGGCACAAGGCGCUGUGGAGGUGCUGCACCCGGCCAUGUACACCUGCACGGCCGUGCUGCUGCUCUGCCUCUUUACCACCAUCAUCACCUACAUCGUCCACCACGGCACCAUCCUCAUCCCGCAGAAGGGCUGGCACAUGCUGCUUAACCUCUGCUUCCACAUCGCCAUGACGGCCGCCGUGUUCGCGGGAGGCAUCACCCUCACCGGCUACCGGGCCGUGUGCCAGGCCGUCGGCAUCAUCUUGCACUACUCCUCCCUCUCCACGCUGCUCUGGAUGGCGGUGAAAGCACGAGUGCUCUACAAGGAGGUGACCUGGAAGGAGCCACAGCAGCCGGACAGGGACACGUCCCAGGCAGCCCCCAGACCCAUGCUGCGGUUCUACCUGAUCGCCGGCGGCAUCCCCCUCAUCAUCUGUGGGAUCACAGCAGCUGUCAACAUCCAAAACUACCACGACAACAACCCCUACUGCUGGCUGGUGUGGCGGCCCAGCCUGGGCGCUUUCUACGUCCCCGUGGCUUUCAUCCUGCUCGUCACCUGGAUUUAUUUCCUCUGUGCCGGGCUCAGCCUCCAGUGCCGACCCCAGCAGCAGAAAGCCAUCCCGGAGCCGCUGGAGCCGCCGCCACGGCUGGGGGGGACCAGUGACCUCCUGACGGACUCUGGCUCCAUCUCGGUGACGCUGAACUCGGGGCCGCCGUGCCCCGACGGGGACGGUGUCUACUCCCUGCGGGUGCAGUUCUGGGCGCUGGUGGCCACCCACGCCCUGUACGUGGCCCUGUGGACGUUCGGCGCCAUGGCCGUGUCCCAGCGCUGGUACCUGAACAUCGUCUUCAGCUGCCUCUACGGCGUCACCGCCGUGGCGCUGGGGCUCUUCAUCUUCGCCCACCACUGCCUGCGGCGCCGGGACGUGCUCAGCUCCUGGUUCUCCUGCUGCCCGUCGUACCGGAGCGCGCUGCCCAUGCAGGCCUACGUGCACCCCGGGCUGGGGCCAGAGGACGGCUCGCAGGUUUUCAUCGGCUGCGAGCCAGAGGCCGCUCGCUCCGGCGCCUCCUCCUCCUCCUCGCCCAGCAGCGCCGGCUCUGCCGGGGGCCGCUGCAAGCUCACCAACCUGCAGCUAGCCCAGAGCCAGGUGGAGACGCGGCCGGCGCCCUGCCCGGAGCCGGACGCUGCCGACGGGAAGCCCGUCAGGCACAGCAGCACCAGCAACCUGCACGGCCGCAGGAGCCACCGCGGCAGAACUAAGCCGUGCCGCGACGGGAAGCACCACCGCUUGAAAAUGCUGCGGGGCCCCUCGGAGCAGCCGUCCAGCGAGAGCGGGAGCCUCCACAACAGCCACUCCGAGAGCUUCCCCAGCGGCAGGACCAGCCCGGCCAGCGGCGGCCGCGCGGCGCCGCGGGAUGGGGACGCGGGGCCCAGCCCCUCGGAGGGCAGCGACGGCGCCCGGAGGGGGCCCGACCUGGCCGAGGCUCGCCGGAGGAGCGGCAGCCGGGACAACCUGCGGCCGGGCGGCAGCGCCGAGAGGGAGGCGAAGCGCCGCUCCUACCCGCUCAACGUGGGCAGCCACAACGGCGGCCUCAAGGGCAGCAAGUACGACAUCAACCUGGCCAGCCCCGACAGCGUGGCCGGCAUGAAGACCGGCCUGUGGAAGAGCGAAACCACCGUGUGAAGGUGGGCGAGGACCAAGGGCCGCAGCGUUUACCUGCGGAGCUGCUCGGGGCAGGGCGGGGCCAGCGCUGCGGGCAUCACCAGUGCACUAGCGGGGAUGGGCGGCACGGUCGGGGGCUCCGGCUGCCCCGGGCACAGCACGAUCCGCCAUCCCGGGCACACCCACCUCCCCGAGGAGGCUCCGAGCUUCCCGCCGCAGUGCCGGGAUCGCAGCCGUGCUUUAAUCCCUCCUGCAUGUCACUUGAGAUUGAUCCUAAAUGCUAUUUUAUAUUAUACAGAGGAAAUGUCUAUUUUUCAAAGCUAUAUUAUUGAAUGUAUAUAUGUAUAGACAGAGCCGUAGGUGACGCGAGGGUCCCGAUCCUGCCCGCUCGUGCCACGACUGCAAUGUCCCCGCUGAGGGACCACUCCAAGUGCCCUUCACGUCCAGGCACCGCGGCCCCGGGCUGAGCACUCUGCUUCUGGAGAGCAGCUGCUCUCUCUGGAACGUUCAGGCUGAGCACUUUGCCUCUGGAGAGCAGCUGCUCUCUCUGGAACGUUCAGGCUGAGCACUCUGCUUCUGGAGAGCAGCUGCUCUCUCUGGAACGUUCAGGCUGAGCACUCUGCUUCUGGAGAGCAGCUGCUCUCUCUGGAACGUUCAGGCUGAGCACUCUGCCUCGGAGAGCAGCUGCUCCCUCUGCAGCGUUCAGGCUGAGCACUCUGCUUCUGGAGAGCAGCUGCUCUCUCUGGAACGUUCAGGCUGAGCACUCUGCUUCUGGAGAGCAGCUGCUCCCUCUGCAGCGUUCAGGCUGAGCACUCUGCCUCGGAGAGCAGCUGCUCUCUCUGGAAAGUUCCUACCUGCCUGUCAGCCCCGGGGGCUGCGUGGUGCCAAAGCCAUAUUGCAAAGCCAAGCACAAGGUAAGAGGAGCCUCAGCUCCAAGGUGAGGUGAUUGUCUGCACUGCUUUGAUGCCAGACACUAAAGUAACGGCCAGAAUAGGCUCCAGACACUAAAAUCACAGCCAGAAAAUGCUCCCAGGCCCUCAAAGGCUCAAGCCAUGCCAUGGGGUGGGCUGGCAGACCUGUGCUGCUGCCGGAGCCAGGACUGACCCUCUGUGCCAAAGCACCAAAGAACCAAAAUGUGGGAGAGGCCCAGAGCAGCUCUGUGUCCUUAAUCCAGGUGCUUAAGCUCAGAAAAUAUCUAGGUUUGCUCUUAGGAAGGCAGAGACCAUUCUGGGGAGCAGGGACCAUUCCUGGGAAUGCAAGAGAAUGAUGCCAAGGAAUUAGGGACCUUCCUCAGACAACGGGCUGGAACCUGGACAAGCACUUAUUGUUCCCAUUGAAAAACAAGCUUCCCCUUUUUCCCAGCACACAGGUAAAACAGCCAGGCUGCAGCAAAGCAGAGGAGGAAGGUGGGAGUCUGGUGCCUCCUCUGCCCUUUCCAGCCUCCCCUGCCUCAGUUUCCCCCACCUGCAAAUGAGUUUAAUAACACAGCUACCUCCGAGGCGUCGUGGGGCUGGCAGGGCCACGAGCCAGGGGAGAUAAAAGCACUUAGUGGGGAUUGGUCUCACCCCACAGGGCUGGGGAACCCCUGGGCUUAACCUGCCACUCCCUGCCUGCCUCGGCUUCUCUGCCCAGUCAAAUGUUUAAAUAUUUCAUUGUCCCUGGUAUUUAACACAGUUUAAACCCUUCCUGCAGCUCCUGCAGCCUCCCCAGCCUGGCUGAUGCCCCGUGGUUCUAUUGCUUGCUGCAUUGUGACAGUAUUAGAGAAAAAGCUUUGUAUUCUUAAUUACACUUUGUUUUGUCUGUUUACAAGCGAAUGACAUAUCAACAGAGCUUCCUGAAAUAUCCGGGGGGAGGGGAGGGAAAUAUGCCAAAGAAAUGUCUUUAAAGGGGUCUUUUUGCAUUUUUAUAUGAAUAGAAUGUUUCUAGCAGAUAUGUUUUGUUUAAUAUAUUAAAGAUAUGCCAAUCUGCCAAGA